This is a messenger RNA of Sus scrofa (pig), 2663 nucleotides long. The record is from RefSeq and is a predicted model, not a curated record. Lineage: Eukaryota; Metazoa; Chordata; Mammalia; Artiodactyla; Suidae.
CACCCUUUCCAUAGGCGGUUGGAGGUGGUUCUCGAGCUGACUUUCCUGCGGUGGCGUCGUUGGGCCUGACCUCGGUGGGCCUGACCUCGGUUUUGCCCGUGGGCGUUUUGUGGAGCGUGGGCGCCAUGUUCCUUCCCGCGGUGUGCGGCCGCGGGGGGACAUUAUCAUGUUUUGGAAAAGUUGAGGAUUUACUACCUUUCAGGACGUUUGUUUAUAAAAAAGGACGCCUCCGAGAUUGGGAAUUGGGAGCAAAUGGAGUCAGACUGGACUGAAACGCAAGACUCUAACCUUGGGGAAUUGAAAGGGCCGCCUAAUGGCUUCUGCAGGCCUGAGGUCUGGGGGGUUACCGUCCCCUCUGCUCUCCCCCCUUCCCCCCGCCCCUUGGGCAAGGGCCUCGUUUCCGCGGUGCUGCCGAGGUCCCUGUCUCCAGUGCCCAACCUUUCUGGGCUUCAUAUUAUACCCAUCUCAGUACUGUUUGAGUUAAGAGUUAUAAGGAGGACCUGUUUAGUGAGCGCCUAGUCUAUGUCAGCCAGUUUGCUGAGGGUUUCACAUAUUGUCAUACGUAAAAGCUUUUCAACAUCUGAGCUAGUUAUUACACACGUUUUAUUGGUGAGUGCUCCUAGGGGAAUGUAAGUGGCAGAACCGACCAAAUCCAGGCCUACCAGACUCCCAAGCAGUUAUACUUUACUCCCCCAAUAACUUGUGUCUAAUUUUUUAUUAUAAAAAAUGUGAAACAUUACCCCAAACAGUGUAAUGAACCGUCAUAUACCCACCCAAAUUUUGUUCUUUUAACCAAAUCACAAGCCUAUAGCAGUCCAUGGGUUAUAAAUAAUCUAUAAAAGAAGUCUCAUUAACUGCUCUCAUUGUAAUAACUAGCUCAGAUGUGGAAAGGCUUUUAUAUAUGACACUUGGCACUACCCAAUGACUGCCUCUUGACGAUUCUUUCCUUGCCUCUUAUUAUUUGAGAACUUAAUUCCCCCCCAGAGACUAUAAAGUGCUUUACAAACAUUACUAUUAAUUAUAGCGAAUGUUUACUUUGGACUUAGAAUGUGCAGGCCUUCGCUAAGGGCUUUAUCUGCAUUAGCUCUUUUAAUCCUAUAAGAUUAAUGAUUUGCUCAAUUUACAGAUAAAAAACAGGCAUAAAGAUUAACAAAAUUGUCGAAGAUCUAUAAGUAACAGAAAUUAGAGUUUGGACCCACUCUGUCUGACACCACUGUCCAUUCUUUUUAAGCACUAGAUUAUGUGGCCUCUUACCUGUAGUAAUAAACAGUGAGUGAAUGAAUUAAUGUGUCAGCAAACUUUGGGGAGGGCAUAAUAUUGUUUCCCCAAUAAUAACUUAAGAGAGAAAGCCUCCCAUCCACCAUGCUCCAGCACCCAGUUCACACCUGUUCUAAAGCACUUACCAGCUUGUACUGCAAUAAUUUGUUUAGAUAUCUAGUUUUCCUUAGACUGACAUCUUUAAGGCCAGGGACUGUGUCUUACUCAUUUUUAUGUUCCCAGGGCUUAGCCAGUUCCUGACAAGCAGAUGGAACUCAAAAAUAGUUUGCUAAGUGAAUGGAUGAAAGACUCAAAUCCGACUCUUCAAUACUGCACAGCCCAGCAAAUAGCCAGCUCAGAUGUGGGUUGAAACAGCACAAGCUUCUACUGGAGGGCUCAGCUCUCCUUAUAACUCCUCAGAGACCCUAGAUAUGCCACGAUGUAUUGUGGAGUGGCUGCAUUUAGAAGAGGGGGAGGAAAGCCCAAACACUGUUAGUAAUCCAGGCUUGGGGUGGAAAACAAGGUUGAAGUUACUCAUUAGCAGGUGAAAGGGUCAAGGGUCGAGGCAAGGGGGCUGGAAGCAUAGUGGACUGAGCAGCUAGUGGGGGAGAACAGUUAAGGCACCAGCCACUCCACGCGGAGCACCAGUUCCCUCUUGCCUGAAGAUGUUCCACCAGAUUUGGGCAGCUCUACUCUACCUCUAUGGCAUUCUCCUUAACUCCAUCUACCAGUGCCCUGAGCACAGUCAACUGACAACUGGAGGAGUGGAUGGGAAAGAGUUCCCAGAGCCCCACCUGGGCCAGUGGUACUUUAUCGCAGGGGCAGCUCCAACCAAGGAGGAGUUGGCGACUUUUGACCCUGUGGACAACAUUGUCUUCAACAUGGCUGCAGGCUCUGUUCCCAUGCAGCUCCAGCUUCGAGCUACCAUCCGCACGAAAAAUGGGCUCUGUGUGCCCCGGAAAUGGAUCUACCGCCUGUCUGAGGGAAACACAGAUCUCAGAACAGAAGGCCGCCCUGACAUGAAGACCAAGCUCUUCUCUAGCACAUGCCCAGGUGGAAUCAUGCUGAAAGAGACAGGCCAGGGUUACCAGCGCUUCCUCCUCUACAAAAGGGCUGGGUGCUUCCAUGAGAUCCCUGGUGAGGGAUCGCUGCCCUUCCAGAUCGCUCACCACACCCUCCUGAGAAGUGUGUGGAGGAGUUCCAGUCCCUGACCUCCUGCCUGGACUUUAAGGCCUUCUUACUGACUCCCAGGAAUCAAGAGGCCUGCGAGCUGUCUAGUAACUGACCAAUGGUUCAUCUGUGCUCCCAGAUGGAUACAGUGGAAGCUGAGAUUGUGGGGUCGGGGGGAAAAGCUGGAGAAUCCCAAAUCCCUUACAAGAGUAAUAAAGAUGAUUUUUCAAUCCUCA